Messenger RNA from Olea europaea var. sylvestris, 552 nucleotides. RefSeq lists its product as uncharacterized. The transcript has a single exon. Bases 1 to 552 code for a protein of 183 amino acids. The record is from RefSeq and is a predicted model, not a curated record. NCBI's taxonomy places the organism in Eukaryota, Viridiplantae, Streptophyta, Magnoliopsida, Lamiales, Oleaceae.
AUGGAAGGGCUAAAGAAAGGAGUAAAGAUACUAGAAGAUCGGGUCCACAAGAACCCAGAGUCGUGUAUUCUGCAUUUGUCUGACAAUCCAUCCAGAUCCUAUCAUCGAUUUGACAUGGAAGUUCCGGUUAAAAUCCAUCGAUUUCAUGUAGGGUUCGGAUACGGUACUUCAAAUGGUUUCAUCAUGCAAGAAUUCGAGGAAUUCCUUGCAAGAACUAUAGGAGGUGCAAUCAGAGACAUCCAAUUGAGGAUUGGGGAAGGCGCUAGGGUCGUUAGGAUCGGAGAACUCAGAGGUGGCGAGGAGAGGAGAAUUCCUUUAUAUUUGGGUGAUUCGGGACAUGUUCGAUUGGAGUUUAGCUAUAUAGACAGUGAAGAUGAAGAACACGUAAGGACGGGCGAAACUGUUGUUGGCAUAAUGGACAAAGGAGAUAGAAAUGAUAGGGCAGAUGCCAUUCCCAUAUGUGGAAGGACUAGCAGUGUUGAGAGCUGGGAUUACCAUGAUCCAUUCAUGGCUAGAAGAUGGGCUAAACAUUUGCAUGGCUAUAGACUAUAA